Molecule: messenger RNA, 581 nt
Organism: Dreissena polymorpha
Lineage: Eukaryota; Metazoa; Mollusca; Bivalvia; Myida; Dreissenidae
Exons: 3
Coding region: 81-581 (166 amino acids)
Source: RefSeq, a predicted model, not a curated record
GGAUCUGCAAUUUUAUGAUUCACACAUCUUACAGAGUUUUGUGACACAUUCGAUAGCUUGGGGACUACACUUAUUAAACUAUGGAAAUUAUUCUCUUCGUAACAGUUGCUUCUCUUGUAACUGGAACAUUAAGUCAGGAAACGAAAGUUCAAAUCUUCAAGACUGAAAAAAGCCUCUCAAACAGGAAGUGUAACGCCCAAGAUGAAAUUGAGGGAUCAAUGUUGACGCGUUCCAAGAUAACGUGUGUGUCCGCAUGCAUGGCUACUGCCGACUGUCAAUCAGUAUUUUAUGAGAACGGCAAUUGCUUCCGAUGCAGAUCCACAUACACGGAGAGUCAAGCAACAAGCCUUCCGUCGAGGCCAGGAAGUAUCUACAUGUACUACAAAAAAGAGAGCCCAACAGAGAGCCCAACAAGAUCGCUGUCAUACAAAAACUCCAGUUACUAUUUUAGCUCAAUCAUCUAUCGUAAUUUUACUGAUGCAAAGCAAUAUUGUUCGUCGAUCAACUCUCAUGUACUUGUUAUUGAUGACACCGAAGAAAACGAAUUUGUGAUCAACAGCCUAAACAGUAAGCACUUUUGA